AUGCCUCUAACAGUUCUCGCCCCUCCUGUUGCCGGCUCGCGCCAAUAUCCGCCUGUUGGCGAAGUCGAACUCAUGGCCUUCCCUCAGCGUGUGAGUGACGACUUGAGAUAGUGGGUCGCCACUUCGAACGGCCCGUUUGUGCUCAAGUAUUUGUGAGCUGAGACGUCGUCCUGUUUGGUCUGUGUAGUGCCAAGGACAGUUUUGGCACGAGAUUUGAUGGACUACGCCCGACUGUUCACCUACGCCCAGCCGGUACUUCAUUUUCAUGAUCCUGCUACGUAUGGUAGCCGCCGGAUGAUGUGGGAUGUCCACGCCUAACUCUGACGCAAUGCGUUCUGCAGCCUCGGACAUAUUCUUUAUGUACGGUAGGAAGUUCCAAGUUGUUGGUGUCUUUUUCGUAUGUCCGCCGUGGGCGCGUACGUAUGCAGCGGCUGAUGAAACUAUUUGGGUAGCCGUUCUUUGUUAACUGGUCCCUAAGAUGCCGUAGUUCUUUCAGCCUUCCUUCGGGCUCGCUACAGCGCGUUUUUACUCGGUCGAAAAGCGUCCUCACACAGCCGCGUUUGUGCACCAAUGGGUGGUUGUUAUGAUAGUUGAGGAAAUGGGUUGUAUUGGUCGCCUUUCUGCACACUGUAGUGCUGAGCAUAACGUCAGUUGUGCGUGUGACGAGCACGUCAAGGAAGGGUAGUUUCUCAUCCUCCUCAUCUUCUCUUGUAAACUGAAUGUCGGGAAAGAUGCCGUUAAGCAGGUCUUGAAAACCCGAUAACCUGUCCUUUUCAAUAACGACGAGUGUACCGUCCAUGUAUCGGCGCCAAAACGCAGGUUUGUAGUGGCUGAAAGCAACCUUUUCCAGCUCUUGUAGGACCAAUUCCGCAAUUAAGCUGGAUAUUGGGGAACCCAUGGGUGUUCCUUUGAUUCGUUCUUUUGUUCUGCCAUCGAAGCUGAAAAGGGUUCGCUGGCAGAAUGCGGAAAGCUGCAUUUGGUGUUGGAUAUUUAGGGGUCCUGUCAUUGCGUCGUACUUUUCUUUGAGGCGUUUGCGUAGCACGUCGCGCGCCAAGUCUGGUGGGAUGAACGCGAAAAGUGAGACAGUGUCAAAGGAUAUCAUGAUUUGGUCGGGUAGACUAGUUUUUCCCAGAAUGUCGGCAAGGGAUUGGGAGGCCGAAUUGACGUACGUCACAGAGCCCUCUCGGAGAAAAUUGAGUUUUCGGGACAUCCAUUUGGCCAGAUUGUAUGUGGGACUGCCUUUCAGGGCAACGAUUGGCCGCAGAGGAACGUUGCGUUCUACUGCGUUCGCUCACUGCGGAUGGCGGGAGUUGCCUGAGUUAGCGAGUUCGGUUUACAGUGAGAACUCAUCAGGCCGGAUUAUAGUUUCACACCACUAGAUGGUAGUCACUAAUGAUUAAAUAUGCGAACUUAAGUGUUUGAUACAUAUAGCAUGCUUAGCUCUUUCAUCUUGGUUGUACUUGAAUCACGUCUCUAACUAGGCCUAAAAGAUGAUUAAGUUUAGGGUCAAGUGUAAAGUCAGGUUAAAAAUUUCGGUUUGUGAAAGGAUUGGGGUUGGAGCUAGGGGCAAGGUUAGGGUUGGGGUUAAGUCUGUCAGCCGCAUACCCUCUCAAACCAAUCCGGCAUUCUUCAACCACUAACCCUGGAUUACCUGUUUUCCACCCCCUUGCGCGCUCUCAGUUUACACGUUGCAAAUUACACUGUCCGCUCCGGCUCCUCGUUGGAGUAAUACAACAAAUAUAGGACAGAAAUGCAAAUUUUCUAUCUGCCUUCAGCAAAUUCCGUUAGUUGCGACGUUCGCUUGCCCUACUGACAAAACUAACAUUAACAUCCUCCCCGUAUCCAGCAGUCCCGGUGCCCUAUUUUCUCAUCGGGCUUACAUAUUAAAUCCUUGCCCUUUAAUCAGUCACGUGGGAGGUAGGGUUGUGAGGGGACGGUAGAAUGGGCUGUUACUAACGCCAUCAACCCUAACCACUGGUCGUGGGAGGUCGAUCACGUGACCCGGCCAAUUACACGGAGAUGCUUAGUCGUAGUCAAAACUAGGAUUUUUAAUGCAGUCGUUUGGUCAACCGCAUGGCCAAUGUCCACAAGAUGCUUCGUAAUUUAACUCACAAGAAUCCUAUUUUCCGCCUUCACCAAUCAGCAUGGCAUAUAUUCAAUCGACCGAGUGGGGUACAUGGGCAGCAAGAGGUAAAGAGAGUUUGGAAUCUUCAUUUUUUGUGAAAAACAAUCUCUGCUCGAAGACAAGUGUUCACUGUACAGGGAAGAAGCAUACAAAAUGGUUUCGCCCCUAACUAUUUGAGGGCACGUUUUAGUUUUAGAUUCAGGCCUAUGCUGCAAAAAGGUGGAGAAGGUGUAGAUUCCUCAUCCAAAUUCCUUGCAAAGGUCUGGGCCUCAAAGUAACCAUGACAUGACAUGUAAUAUUAAGCUCACGCACAGACUGUGGUCAGAAAACGUUUGGAACUCACCACGUGCCGAAUGAUCUAUCAAUGGAAGUAAAAAAGACUUCAGCAGCAGUCGAACUGAAGGUGUAAGACGCGGGCUGGUGCGAGUCAAGGAGGAAGUUGUGCUGACUAGUCAGUAUAGCUGGUCGUGUGACUGCAACCGAGCAGAGGUUCUGGUUGUUGUUGUUGUUGUUGUUGAUGAUGAUGAUGAUGAUGAUGAUGAUGAUGAUGAUGCUGAUGAUGAUGAUGAUGAUGAUGAUGAUGAUGAUGAUGAUGAUGGGCAGGAAAUAGCUCCUAACAACAAACUCGGCCUUCGACAUGUCCAGGCAAAGUGCGCGGAGAAUGACCCUGUUGUCUAA
Molecule: messenger RNA, 2803 nt
Organism: Spirometra erinaceieuropaei
Lineage: Eukaryota; Metazoa; Platyhelminthes; Cestoda; Diphyllobothriidea; Diphyllobothriidae
Source: the annotation of a GenBank genome assembly